AUGCAUUUCUCACUUAGAUAUAUUUUCCUUAUACAGGCUUUUAGCCUCCUGACCAGCUGUGAAAAAUCAGAGAUCGAGGAAGAAAAAAUCAAAAUCGAAGUUGUACAUGUCCCAAGUGUCUGCACGCAGAAGAGCAAAAGAGGAGAUCUGGUCAAUGCACAUUAUGAUGGGUUUUUAGCCACAGAUCUGUCCAAAUUUUACUGCAGUCGCAGUGAAAGAGAUGGUCACCCGAAGUGGUUUGUUCUUGGAGUUGGACAAGUGAUUAAGGGCCUCGAUAUUGCAUUGAUGGACAUGUGCCCUGGAGAAAAAAGGAAAGUGGUCAUUCCUCCUUCUCUAGCUUAUGGAGAGCAAGGCUAUGUAUUAGACAAAAUUCCACCUAAUGCAACUCUGAUCUUUGAAAUUGAGUUGUAUGGAAUCAGCAAAGGGCCACGCAGCGUUGAGGCAUUCCAACAAAUUGAUAUGAACAAUGAUAAUCAACUUUCCAAAGAGGAGAUAAGUCAUUAUUUAACAGAAGAAUUUAGGAAAGAUGGAAAACAGCGAGCUCCUUCCGAACAUGGCCGGAUUUUAACUGACAUAUUUAAGAAAAAUGACCACAACAAUGAUGGCAUCAUAUCAGCAAAGGAGUAUAAUGUUUAUAGGCACGAUGAAUUAUAG
This is a messenger RNA of Staurois parvus, 654 nucleotides long. NCBI's taxonomy places the organism in Eukaryota, Metazoa, Chordata, Amphibia, Anura, Ranidae. The record is from the annotation of a GenBank genome assembly.